This is a messenger RNA of Oncorhynchus masou masou (cherry salmon), 2125 nucleotides long. Its product is annotated as zinc finger protein OZF-like. Lineage: Eukaryota; Metazoa; Chordata; Actinopteri; Salmoniformes; Salmonidae. Gene Ontology annotation, cellular component: nucleus. Gene Ontology annotation, molecular function: RNA polymerase II cis-regulatory region sequence-specific DNA binding; DNA-binding transcription factor activity, RNA polymerase II-specific. The record is from RefSeq and is a predicted model, not a curated record. Gene Ontology annotation, biological process: regulation of transcription by RNA polymerase II. The coding region runs from base 239 to 1693 and encodes 484 amino acids. The transcript is spliced from 2 exons.
UGGAGGCUUCAACUGCGACAACAGGAUUGGAUUCAACCACCUUGGUAGCAAACAUAAAACCGAAACAUUGAAGCGAUUUAGACCAAUCUUGUGUAUAUUAAUCUGUGUUUUUAACAUUCUGUUUACGUAUUUACUAGUUAACAAACGCAAUUUGCUUGUUAUAUGACAUUUGUUAAUUUGUUAAAUUGAUACUGAGUCUAUCACUUUUCAAGUCGCUAACUAGCUAACAUCCCCGACCAUGAGCUCACUAAAUUACUCGCCCCUUGCUAAAGAAGAGGGGGUCUGCUGGACGGAGAAAGAAUCUCUGGGGCUGAACAUUGUCGUAAAAGAAGAAGACGAUGAUUUUCCAGUGGAUGGAGAAGAAGAACCUUUUGGAGUGAAAGGGGAAGAGGGGGAGGUAGAACCGUUUAGAAAUAUUAAGGAGGAAGAUGAGGCUAUUGCAUUGACUGAAAAGGAGGAUGAUAUAGUGAAAGAGGAGGAAGAACCUUUUGGAGUGAAAGAGGAAGAGGAGGCUAUCUCAAUAAAAGAGGAGGAAGACGUUUUGGGAGUGAAAGAGGAGGAGAAUGAAGAUGAGGAGACUGAAGAUGAGACUGAAUAUGAGAAGACUGAAGAGCUGAAUAACACCAGAGAGAGACCCGACUCAGAGGAACCAGAGCCAGAGAUGUCCAAACCAGCAAGACGACUCCACUGCUCUCUGUGUGGAAAUAGUUUCACGCGGUUAGACAGCCUGAAACGACAUGAAAAAACACACACAGAAGAGAAGCCUCAUCACUGCUCCCACUGUGGAAAGCAAUUUAGCCAGUUAGUGAACCUGAAAGAACAUAAUAGAUUGCACACAGAGGAGAAGCCUUACCAUUGCUCCCUGUGCGAACAGAGUUUUAAACGGUUAGGGCACCUGAAAAGACAUGAGAGGACACACAUAGGAGAUAAGCCUCAUUGCUGCUCCCAGUGUGGGAAGACUUUUACUCGAUUAGAACACCAGAAAGAACAUGAGAGAACACACACAGAAGAGAAACCUUUUCAAUGCUCCCAAUGUGGAAAGAAUUUCACCCGUUCAGAACACAAGAAAGAACAUGAGAGAACACACACAGGCGAGAAACCUUUCCACUGCUCACAGUGUGGGAAGAAUUUUACCCGUUUAGGGAGCCUGAAUGAGCAUAAAAAAAUUCACACAGGAGAGAAACCUUUCUACUGCUCCCAGUGUGGAAAGAAUUUUACCCGGUUAUGGAACCUGAAAACGCAUAAGAGAAUGCACACAGGGGAGAAGGCUUACCACUGCACCCAGUGUGGAAAGAGUUUUAGGUGGUUAUGGAACCUAAAGGAGCAUGAAAGAAUACACACCGGAGAGAAGAUUUACCAAUGUUCUCAAUGUGGAAAGAGUUUUACCUGGUUAGGUGACCUGAAAAGACAUGAGAGGACACACACAGGAGAUAAGCCUCAUCAAUGCUUCCAUUGUGGAAAGAGUUUUACAGAGUUAGGUAGCCUGGAAAAACACAGGGGACUGCACACCGGAGACAAGCCCUACCACUGCUCCCAAUGUGAAAAUGUUUUUACCCAGGUAAGACAUCUGAAAAGACAUGAGAGGACACACACAGGAGAGAGGCCUUUCCACUGCUCUCUGUGCAGAAAGAGUUUUUCAGAGUUCGGGAAUCUGAAAAGACAUGAGAGGACACACACAGGAGAGAAGCCUUAGCAAUGCUUUCAAUGUGGAAAGAGAUGUAUCCUGGUUGGGAGCAUGAAAAUACAUAAGAAACUCAAUUCUGGAGAGAAGCCUCAUCAAUGCUCUUUGUGUGGAAAGAUAUUUACCUGGUUAAGGCGACUGAGAGAACAUGAAAGAAUCCAAACCUGAUCAAAUGUUCUCAAUGCUCCCAGUGUGGAAAGAUAUUUACCCAGUUAAGGAAAGACCAUGAGAGAAAACGCAGACAAGAAGCCUUACCACUGUACCCCAGGUGGAAAGAGAUUUCAAAUCACAUUGACCUAAAGUUCAGCACACACACUGCUCCGACAUUUGACUUCUAUUUUUUUUAAAUGUGUGUUUUUUAUGCCACAUUAACUAAAUGAUUUUAAAACCAUGAAUUUAAUAUUUAGUAUGUCUGUUCAAAAUGUAGAGUACGUCAGUCUGAAU